AUGGACGCAGAUAAAAAGAAACGCAAAAAGUGUACAUUUUUCUUUCUUCUAAAUGUUCUUCUGGAGGCUAGCGCCAUAACCGCAGUUAUUUAUUGUACACUCUUCUCCAAUUGUGUGCUGGGCAAUGAAGUCAGCGCUCCUGUAUUCAUAUUCCUUUUAUUCAUAUUUUCUGCCUUCAUACCGGAUUUGCUUUAUCUCGCACUUUCGCGUAAGCUGCAUACUUUGGGCACUGAUCCGCUGGGUGUCAUGUUUAAUUUCAUAGCUGGUGGCUUAUGCAUUCUUAUCGGGGUAGGCCUUAUGCUGGUAUUACUCGUUUUCUGCGGCUAUUAUGCUCAAUUCAUAUUGGUGAUAGCUGGUGCGUUCAGCGUUUGCUCUGGUGUUUUUCAUUUGAUGAAUGCACUUAUGUGCAACCAACGAUUACCAAAAUCGGAGAGGUACUUUAAGCAUCGGCAUCGACGUAAAGGCGCGAAAAAAGCGAGUGCCCCUAAGAAAAAGGUCAGAGAAGUUGAGGAGUCUCAGUUGGCCAGCACAAAGAGUGGACAAAAGGAUGCAAAGAAAGUGGACAAAAAAGCUGUUAAAAAAGAUGAUGGCAAGCUUGAGAGCAGCGAUGUUAAAAAGCACGAUAAACGGAGUGACAAAAAGCGCCAAGAAACGGCUACUUAUAAAGAAAUACCAAAAUCUUUACGCAUAUUAUCGGUUCUACUUUACCUCACUGGCGGCGCGAUCGAGUUAACUGGUUUCCUAUUACUCUUCUUUUAUAUAUUUUCGCUCUGCGUUUUGGGGCGCGAGAAUUCUACACGCAUUUGGUUGUCAAUGAAUUGCCUGGCUCCACCAAUCACAGCUGACUUGGUUUUCGCGAUUGGUGGCUUCAAGAUUGCGGCACACUUUUAUGCAUCCAUUGCUGUUGUCUAUAAUAUUGUCAUGGCAACUCUAUGCAUUUUAUCAGCUAUAUUUGCAUUUGCUUCAAUCACAGGCUGUGGAAAUCCUGCGCAGUUAUUAACUGUUAUUGCUGGUCUAAUGGGACUUAGUGCUGGCGGUUUGCAUAUUUUUCUCACAAUUAUUGGGUUAAAAAACCUUGAAGGCGGUGGAAAACUUUUUAAAAAUAGGCAAUCUAAAUAGAUAUGAGUCUAUACGAGUG
Messenger RNA from Rhagoletis zephyria (snowberry fruit fly), 1138 nucleotides. RefSeq lists its product as uncharacterized. NCBI's taxonomy places the organism in Eukaryota, Metazoa, Arthropoda, Insecta, Diptera, Tephritidae. The record is from RefSeq and is a predicted model, not a curated record.